Messenger RNA from Choloepus didactylus (southern two-toed sloth), 2338 nucleotides. It is a transcript of the gene TRPV5, whose product is annotated as transient receptor potential cation channel subfamily V member 5. The record is from RefSeq and is a predicted model, not a curated record. The transcript is spliced from 15 exons. Bases 134 to 2317 code for a protein of 727 amino acids. Gene Ontology annotation, molecular function: protein binding; calcium channel activity. Gene Ontology annotation, cellular component: membrane. Lineage: Eukaryota; Metazoa; Chordata; Mammalia; Pilosa; Megalonychidae. Gene Ontology annotation, biological process: calcium ion import across plasma membrane.
GUCACAUGGAAGAUACACUCACUCAGAGCCCCAGCCCCAAACAGAUCCUGCCUUUUCCUCAGUGCCCGCUUUGUCCCAGACCCUCUCCUUUUAGCACUUUCCUAUAAUUUCCCAGUGCCUGAAAGGAGAGGGGAUGAAGCCUCCUCCACCCAAGGAAAAAGGGUUCUGGAAACUUCUGACUUCCUGGUUUGUCAGAGAACAAGUCUGGGACCGGCAUCUGGAAGAGGCGCACAUGCUGCAACAGAAGAGGAUUCAGGAGUCUCCAUUGUUUCGGGCCGCCAAAGAAAACGACCUUUGUGCUCUUAAGAAACUUCUGCUGGAAGGAACCUGCAACAUUAGACAAAAAGGAGCCCUUGGGGAGACAGCGCUACACAUAGCUGCACUUCAUGACAAUUUUGAAGCAGCCAUGGUGAUGAUGGAGGCUGCCCCAGAGCUGGUCAAGGAGCCCACAUUGUGUGAGCCAUUUGUAGGUCAGACUGCACUACACAUAGCUGUCGUGAAUCAAAAUGUGAACUUGGUGCGAGCCCUGCUUGCCCACGGAGCCAGCGUCUCUGCAAGAGCUACAGGACUGGCCUUCCGCCACAGCCCCAGAAACCUCAUCUACUUUGGGGAGCAUCCUUUGUCGUUUGCUGCCUGUGUGGGCAGUGAGGAGAUCGUGAGGCUGCUCAUUGAACAUGGAGCUGACAUCCGAGCCCAGGACUACCUAGGAAACACAGUGUUGCACAUCCUCAUCCUGCAGCCCAGAAAGACCUUUGCCUGUCAGAUGUACAACCUGCUGCUGUCCUAUGAUAGACGUGGGGACCACCUGAAGUCCCUGGACCUUGUGCCCAAUCACCAGGGUCUCACCCCCUUCAAGCUGGCUGGAGUGGAGGGCAACACUGUGAUGUUUCAACAUCUGAUACAGAAGCGGAAGCACAUCCAGUGGACAUAUGGCCCGUUGACCUCCACUCUCUAUGACCUCACAGAGAUCGAUGACUCAGGAGAGGAGCUGUCCUUUCUAGAGCUUGUGGUCUCCUCCAAGAAGCGGGAGGCUCGCCAGAUUCUGGACCAGACCCCAGUGAAGGAGCUGGUGAGUCUCAAGUGGAGACAAUAUGGACGGCCAUACUUCUGCAUUCUGGGUGCCUUGUAUGUGCUGUAUAUGAUCUGCUUCACCAUGUGCUGUGUCUACCGCCCACUCAAGCUCCGUGAUGACAACCGCACAGAUUCUCGGGAUAACACCAUACUCCAGCAGAAACUGCUCCAGGAGGCCUAUGUGACUUAUCAGGAUGAAAUCCGACUGGUGGGUGAGCUGGUGACCAUCAUCGGAGCUGUGAUCAUUCUGCUUCUAGAGAUCCCGGACAUCUUCAGGGUCGGUGCCACUUGCUAUUUUGGACAGACAGUACUUGGAGGACCAUUCCAUGUCAUCAUCAUCACCUAUGCUUGCCUGGUGCUGAUGAUCAUGGUAAUGCGGCUCACCAACAUCACUGGGGAGGUGGUGCCCAUGUCCUUUGCCCUGGUGCUGGGCUGGUGCAGUGUCAUGUACUUUGCCCGAGGAUUCCAGAUGCUGGGCCCCUUCACCAUCAUGAUCCAGAAGAUGAUUUUUGGAGACCUCAUGCGUUUCUGCUGGUUGAUGGUUGUGGUCAUAGUGGGCUUUGCCUCAGCAUUCUAUAUCAUUUUCCAGACAGAGGACCCAGUGAAUCUGGGGCAAUUCUAUGACUAUCCAAUGGCAUUGUUCAGCACCUUCGAACUUUUCCUCACUGUCAUCGAUGGGCCUGCCAACUACGAUGUGAACUUGCCCUUCAUGUUUGGAGUCGUCUACUUUGCUUUUGUCAUUAUUGCCACACUGCUUAUGAUCAACCUGUUCAUCGCCAUGAUGGGUGACACACACUGGCGGGUGGCCCAUGAGAGGGACGAGCUCUGGAGGGCGCAGGUUGUGGCCACCACUGUGAUGCUGGAGCGGAAGCUGCCUCGCUGCCUGUGGCCGCGAUCAGGGAUCUGUGGGCGCGAGUACGGGCUGGGGGACCGCUGGUACCUGAGGGUUGAGAACCACCAUGAUCAGAAUUCUUUGCGAGUGCUUCGCUAUGUGGAAGCUUUCAAGGGCUCAGACAAGGAGGAUGGACAAGAACAUAUUUCAGAGAAACUGUCCUCUGUGGUUGAGAGUGGGACUCUAGCCAGAACCUCCCUGGCCAUCCCUACUCCCUCCUUGUCCCGGACCACAUCCCACAGCAGUAGCAUUCACCGGGGCUGGGAGAUAAUUCGGCGCAACACAUUGGGGCACUUAAACCUUGGAUUGGACCUUGAUGAGGAAGAUGGAGAGGAGAGAGUCUAUCAUUUUUGAUUAGGUCCCUAGUUACUCUUG